This is a messenger RNA of Tigriopus californicus, 4293 nucleotides long. RefSeq names its product partitioning defective 3 homolog (gene baz). Gene Ontology annotation, biological process: cell adhesion; microtubule cytoskeleton organization; establishment of centrosome localization. The record is from RefSeq and is a predicted model, not a curated record. NCBI's taxonomy places the organism in Eukaryota, Metazoa, Arthropoda, Copepoda, Harpacticoida, Harpacticidae. The transcript is spliced from 5 exons. The coding region runs from base 147 to 3923 and encodes 1258 amino acids. Gene Ontology annotation, cellular component: apical plasma membrane; adherens junction; cell cortex. Gene Ontology annotation, molecular function: phosphatidylinositol binding; protein binding.
AGGAGGACUUGCUUGGUUCGGUGAUGGUGUGAAAUUCUGUGUUCCAUAGUGUUCCCAGGCCCCAGGUGCCUCAUCCCAUUGCUCAUACUCAUAGAUCCACCCACAUCUUGCCCACCUCUUCCGUGCCAUAUGAGAUUCUUGCGACCAUGAAAUUAACCAUCAGUUUCAACGGGACCAAGAUCGUGGUUCCUUGUGGUGAUGGCAACAUCACCGUGAAGGAGUUCACCUCCUUGGCCACCACCCGCUACAAAAGGGCCAUCGGGAAACAUUAUGACGACGACUACUGGGUGUCCAUCUCGUCCUUGAAGAGUUACGAAGGUGGGAUGCUGGAUUCGGAUGAUCUCAUUUGUGAUGUCUGUGAUGACCGAGAGCAACUCCAGGCCAUCUUUGAUGAGCAACACGCCAUGGGUGGACAUGGUCAUCUAGGCGAUGGCAUGUGUAGCUCGGAUUCGGACAAAGAGGCCAAUACGAACUCAUCGGCUUCGGGAUCCACUGUUCGAUUAGGCUAUCCAACAAAUAAUAUCUAUCAAGAGCUGCAAGUGAGACGAGGGAGUGAUCCCGCUUUGAACAAAGUGGUUAUCAACUCUCCGGCCGGAGAUCGGCCCCAAAUCACUCACCAUCACGGAACCCUCCCACCUCUGCCAUAUUUGUACGGUUCCACGAAUGAGCCUCGAAGCAUGACAUCGGAGGAGAACUACGAUUCUCUCCCCGAUUCCCAGACCUUCGAUAGCAAGUGCUCAUUACACGUACUUCGCCGACGAGAGCCCUUGGGAGCGAGUGCCAAUAAGCCCGAUAAGAACAAGGCAUUGGAGGAGUUUCCCAAUGCGAGUAAUCACCAUUUGGCCUCGCACCCACCCACGGGAGGACCCGACAGAGACGAAGGAAGCCUUAUGAGUGGAGGAAGAGGGAGCCAUCAGUCCCACACGGGAUAUCAAAAGCACCAAAUGGCACGGCCAAGUGUGGAGGUCAUCAUCGCCAACGAAAUUGGUCCGCUUGGAAUCCACGUGGUUCCAUGUGAUGACGAUGGGCGACUCAUUGUCCAGGGAAUUGAGCCAGGAGGUCGGGUGGAUCGGGACGGUCGUUUGGCGGUGGGGGACGAGAUUGUCGAGAUCAACGGUUACCCGCUCACCACCGUGUCCUUCAACACCGCUCAAGAGAUUUUCAAAGAGGCUCUUUUCGCUAAGGAGCUCCGUGUCCAAGUGAUUAAAGGCGUAUCUGAUGUGUGUGCCCUGAGUGAUAGUGAGAACAAAGAGAACAUGGAUCGGAAUGGAAAAGCCGACGCUCCACCUCCUCCAGCCGGAUCCAAAGUGACGACGGCAGUUCAAGCCAAUAAUACUCGGAAGAUUGGCAAAGUGUUGAAAAUCACUCUGACCAAAGGCGCGAGUGGCCUUGGAUUUAGUAUUACGACGCGUGACAAUGCACCGGGUGGACAAACGCCGAUCUACAUCAAAAACAUCAUGCCUAAAGGUGCCGCUAUAGAAGAAGGAACAUUGAAGCCUGGCGAUCGUCUCCUGGAGGUCAAUGGUACCCAAGUGGAUGGGAUGAGUCAAUCAGAUGUGGUAGCCUUGCUAAGAAGUGCCCCAAUGAAUGCAGAGUUACAAAUCAUCGUGUCCAGGCAUGGCACCGUCUCCGGUGAAGAAUCUCAAUCUGGUACAAUGAAACUCAAGCCGAAGACCGAUCCACUACCCCCAAUUCCCGUCCAGGAAGAGCCCGCGGGUCCAACGAGCAACACCUUGAACCCGGAGACACUAUCCAGACCUCGUAGUACAUCUCCCAGCAAUUCCACGGAUAACUACGAAAGCUACGACUCGGAGAACAACUUCCAGUUCCCUUGGAAACAGCGCGAAAUCCUGACCUUUGACAUCCCUGUCCACGACACAGAACGUGCCGGUUUAGGCGUGAGCGUCAAAGGCAAGACCUCGACCAAUCGAGAUGGGAGUGUGACCGAUCUUGGGAUUUUCGUCAAAAGUGUCAUCUACGGGGGAGCCGCAUCUCGCGACGGUCGAUUAAAAACGAACGAUCAAUUGGUGAAUAUCAAUGGUCUGUCCUUACUAGGCAAGGCCAAUCCUCAGGCGAUGGAGACGUUGCGAAAGGCCAUGCACGAAGAAGGACCCAUGCCAGGAAUCAUCACUCUCACUGUGGCCCGUAGAUGUGAAAGUGAUGAUCCGGACUCAAAGGUUCCCGCGGAAAAGGUGAAGGACGAGCGUCGGGACUCAAUCUCAAGUCAAGUGACGAGUUCCUCAGAUGAUAUCGUGCGACAGUACAACGUGUCGCCGCCCAAAUUCAAGAUGCCAUCUUCACAAAGCCAUCCGACGGCUUUGAGCUCUCAGUUAAAGAACACGAGAAAUCCAGUGAUUGAUCGACUCAUGGGUAAAGAGUCGGCCGGCAUUGUACCAAAUAACAUGCGCAAUGAGAGCUAUUAUAUGGCGACUCAUCAGGAUACAUGGAGUAAUUCCAUGUUCCAAGCUCAACAGCAGAUCCGCUCAGGCUCGAAAGAGGCUUUUGAUUGUCCUACUGUCCACCAAGUGGGACCUGAAUCGGUCAUGAUUGAACAAGAUAACAAUAGCACCACGGAAAAUUCGAGCAACAAGACUCGAGAGAGUCUCACUUCCCUGCUAGAAGGAGUUCCUGGAUUUGCCCGGGAUCAACCUGGACGACAAAGUAUGUCCGAGAAACGUCACGCCACUUUGGAUGCCAAAUCGACGGAUACCUACCAGAAGCGAAAGAAAAUGCGCGAUGAGAGGAUCAGGCAACAGCUGGUGACACAAGAGGAACAGCGUCUGAAGUGGAAGAAAUCGGCAAGUGUCGAAUCUUUGCACACUAUUGGACAGCAAUAUCUGUCGGACGAAGAGCGCGAAGCUUUAAAAACCCUCUAUGUGAGAGCAAACUCUGUCAGGGUCUCUCGCAGUCGAGGUUGUAAUGAAAGUUUUCGUCAAGCCGUGGAUCGCAGUUAUGAAAGAGAGCCCGGCCAUGUUGCCAAUGACGACGGUGAAGAUUUCGAGAUCCAGGACGAUGAUCCCAAAGAGCAGAAGAAAAAGAACCGAAAUUCUCGGCUCUUGAGGAACUUCGGCAACAUAUUUAGAUCGAGUGGAAGUCGCAAAAGCGACAAUCGCAAGUCAAUGCCACCCAACUCCGACACCUUCUUAGCCCAUACUGGCCCCAGCACGUCCUCAAUGCCCCUCAGUCAUUCCGUUCCGGAUUAUCAGUCUUACAACAAGAGCAAGAGUGGAGGAGACUUGCCACAAGCGCCGGAUUUCGUCCGCCCGUACCAAAACCAUAUGCCACCUCCACCUGGACCAGACAACUAUGAUUACCUACCAAGUGCCAUGAUGAGACCGGGGAGUCGAGUUGGGAUUGCGGAUCCAGGUCAACUUUCGGCCACAUCCGAUUAUGACGUCAUUCAGCGCCAUCUCCACCGGUCCAGCCGACAUUCCAAUUCAAAAGGUUAUGUUGGAGGAAGCCAAUUCUCUAAUACAGAUAUCCUGUGGCGACGCGAGCAAAUCCGUAGCUCCAAUCAUAACCGGUCUCAAAGCAAUCCUUCACGGGCUAGACCCAAGUCAAACUUCUACGAGUACGAUCUCUGGUCGGCUGGCAGCCAUCAGCAAUUGGGGUCUAAUUAUCAACAGCAACCACAACAACUUCAACAUCCUCCUCAACAGCCUUUGUACAAUGCGCCGAUCCCGCCCAAGAAACCCACUGGGCGUGCCAUCCAAAACCACUUCAACUAUGUGGCCACCGCUAUGACGGCCAACAACCCCUAUUUCUUCAAUGAUAACACCUACAUGAUGCAACCACCCCAACCCUAUUUGCACCCGCACCACCCGCAGUCCGUGAUGCCUUCUCGAGCUCACAUGGCCUCCCAUCGAUACGUGAGUGGAUCUUCAGGGAUACCGAAUCGAACCCAUUUGCCCAAGAUGUCAUGAUGAAUUGAGCACUAUCAAUACACCGAAACUAUCCAAGGGACCUGCCGAGAACGAAAGAAGAUGUUGAUACUGAUAAUCUCACUCCACUCGUAUGCCAUAUCUCUAUGAACUUCAUAUUGCUAUUUAAAACCAUGCCUCUUUACAUUGUGGGUAAUGUUCACCCAUUUGCAAUUGCAAUGUACUUAUCGUUUGUGUUAUUUUCUCAAUUUUGCACAGGUUUUUCUAACUGAUCCCAAAUCAAAUGGGAAGUAGAGAAAAAUCAACGUCCAUUCUUUGCCAAUUAAUUGACCGUUUGAAAAAUAUUCAAUGAAAUGACAUCGUGUUACAAAACUUUGCCUUUGUACUAUUGUCCAAUAUAUAUCGUACCAGA